GGGGGCAGCCAGCCGCGGGCGACGGCGGCGGGCGGCGCGGAGCCGGGCGAGCUGAUCGGGCGGGCGCUGGAUUUCAAGAGCGAAGGGGCGCAGUGCUACAAGGACAAGAAAUUCCGGGAGGCCAUCGGCAAGUACCACCGCGCCCUGCUGGAGCUCAAGGCGCUGCUGCUGAGCCAGGAGCCGGGCGGGCAGCGCCCUGCCAACGCCGCCGCGGGCGGGCUGAGCGAGGAGCAGCGGCAGGCGGUGGAGGCCAUCGAGGUCGACUGCUACAACAGCCUGGCAGCCUGCCUGCUCCAGGCCGAGCUGGUGAACUAUGAGCGUGUCAAGGAGUACUGCCUGAAGGUGCUGCAGAAAGAAGGCGAGAACUUCAAGGCACUCUACCGGUCAGGAGUUGCAUUUUACCACCUGGGUGACUACAACAAGGCACUCUACUACUUGAAAGAGGCAAGAUCCCGCCAGCCAACAGAUACCAAUGUCAUACGAUAUAUCCAGCUGACAGAAAUGAAGCUCAGCAGAUGUUCCCAGAGAGAGAAAGAAGCCUUGUGAAGAUGAAGCCACUUCAGCUGAAGUGCCCAAAGGGGAACAUUUCCUUCCCAGAAGCCCAUUUGGUGGAUUUUCUUGUUUGCUCUGCCUCAUCCCCAUCUCCUCAUCCACCCACUCUCCCUUGCUCUUCAUUGAAUCUUGGUUUUGAAAAAAGAGACUUGGACGCUGGGUAUGGCUGCAGCAAUUACCAUUGCCAACCAUGGUAAUACCCCUUCCCUGUGACAGGAGAGCACAAUGGCUACAGCCAGCCUUGUUCCAAGACAGUGUCACACACCUGGAGGAGGCAGUGUGGGGGGACCUCUCUGGUCCCAAGCUGACUGCUACUGCCCGUAGGGAAGCAACCCCCAGACAACUCCUUCCUGACCAGACAAGCUGGAGACAAACAGUUUCUACUCUGAGUGAUCAAUGGAGCUUAGAAGAGCUGAGAAACCAAGAGACCACUGGCGAUUUCACAGGGGACAGCAAAUGCCUUUUUACCAUCAGCUCCCCCUGCCUGCUUCUCCAGUGUGUGCUGUCAGUCUCCAUUGAGAGCUCACAUGCUCCCAAUCCGAUUCGUGAAACUGUUUCUAAACAUCCUCUUAAUGAAAGCACAGAGCACCCUACAAUACCCCCAGAGCUGUCCCAGUGCCAGAGGAGAAGGUUGUGGGGUACCACAGAAGGCUGAAUAGACUGUGAAAGUGUGGUGUACAGUAUGAGGGAAAAACUGUGAAAUAAUUCAUUAAAGGCAAAUAAAAAUUAUUAAUAGGCAACAAGUCCAGGCAUUGCUUUUAGAAGGGACUUGUGGGUUCUUCAUAUCCAGACAGGCAACAUCAUCUAGUGUGGGUAGCAUGGGGUGGGGGACAGGGAUGUCUCCAUUUGUGUACCAGCUCUGCCAAUGCCUUGCUGUGUGGUCUUGGGCAAGUCACUUAGCCUCUCUGUGCCUCGGUUUCCCCAUCUGUACACUGGGGAUAAUAAUAAUACUUCCCUACCUCGCAGGGGUGUUGUGAGGAUUUACUAGUUCAUGUCUGUAAGUAAUAGUACAGUGAUGUACAGUGCUAAGUAUUACUAGUACAUUGGAUUGAGGUCUUGA
Molecule: messenger RNA, 1612 nt
Organism: Numida meleagris (helmeted guineafowl)
Lineage: Eukaryota; Metazoa; Chordata; Aves; Galliformes; Numididae
Gene: TTC9
Product: tetratricopeptide repeat domain 9
Exons: 3
Molecular function (GO): protein binding
Source: RefSeq, a predicted model, not a curated record